Molecule: messenger RNA, 1056 nt
Organism: Penicillium cataractarum
Lineage: Eukaryota; Fungi; Ascomycota; Eurotiomycetes; Eurotiales; Aspergillaceae
Product: SSH4 family protein
Exons: 1
Coding region: 1-1056 (351 amino acids)
Source: RefSeq, a predicted model, not a curated record
AUGGCCCACAAUCCAGGAAAUAACAACCUCUUCGGCGCACCGCCCAGCUACGAUGAUUCUCAGCAAGCUGCGUCGUCAUCGUCAUCAGCAGGAAUCCCAGGCAACUCCUAUAGCCUGGAAAAACAGCAACAAUAUCAGAACAACACCAAGCAAAAUCCAUGGCAGCAGCCACAAUACCCACCGGGUGAUCCUCCACCAUACCACAACUGGCAAGAAGCAGUCCCAGAUACAUCAGUCUUCCCACCACCACCCAUCUCGGGCAACUACAUCUCCGGCACGGGCAACGCCUCUGCCGACGACGCCCAGCGCGCCCACGACUUCUGUGACAACACGCCUCUCUGGCAGCCCGUAGUACCCUCCACAGCGGUUUACUCGUCCGUAGCAACCCACGACCUACGACCCGUCCAGCAACGCGAGUUUGUCGGUGAGCUCACGCCUACCGCACCGGGUCGCUGGUUCGGCCGCACCGUCGACCGAAACGGGGACUGCUGCGUGCUGACCCAUCUGCCAUUGUACUUUGCCGCGCAGGACUCCCCCUUUAUCACGGAGAAGCGCAAGACGAUCUAUUUCGAAGUUAAGCUGCUGGCACUCCGCGCAGGACCCGGUGGCGAUGCUAGUGGAUUGUCCCUGGGCUUUGCAGCGCAGCCGUACCCGUCAUGGCGCUCGCCGGGCUGGGAGCGUGGUAGUCUUGGGGUCUUCUCGGACGAUGGCUGUCGCUUUGUGAAUGACUCGUGGGGUGGGCGGGACUUUACUGCGCCGUUCAGAGUUGGCGAAACGCUGGGGAUUGGGAUGAAGUUUGCGCUGCCGGAGGAUCCGCUUGAUAUGGCGGAUGCCAUGUUUGGGGCUAAGCGGACGUGUAAGGUUGAGGUGUUUUUCACUCGUGAUGGACAACCAGCCGGUGGGUGGAACCUGCAUGAGGAGGUGGACGAGGAGGCUGGAGGUGUGGAAGGGUUAGAGGGGGAUUUUGAUUUGUAUGGGGCUGUUGGAUUAUUUGGGGGUGUCGACUUUGAGGUUUGCUUUGAUCCGGCUGGGUGGCGAUGGAAUUUCACUGAGUAG